Molecule: messenger RNA, 2091 nt
Organism: Sphenostylis stenocarpa
Lineage: Eukaryota; Viridiplantae; Streptophyta; Magnoliopsida; Fabales; Fabaceae
Source: the annotation of a GenBank genome assembly
AUGAAGGGAUCUCAGGUGGAGCUAUGGUCAGUUUGGCUAUCUGGGUUUGUCUUCAUUGCUCUCUCUCUCUAUGCCACUCAGAGAUUACCUGCAUUCAAGGAUCAUAGCAGAACCUCCGAAGAUGCUAUAUUGGAUUCCACAAGUCUUAGUAUCACCAUAUUCACAGCUCCUAAACCCUUUAAGGGCUCUACUGGGACCAAACAGACACUUGCUGUUCGGUCAUGGUUGGCUCUGUCUGCAUAUGUUACUAUUGUUUUGUACAGUCGAGAUCCUUCAGUUGCCUCUUUUGCAGAAGCUUUUGAUUCCAGGGUUUUAGUUGAUACUAACAUUGAUUUUACCUUCCUAGGUACUCCUUUUCUCCACUCCAUGAUUGCAAAAUCACGCUCAUACAUAUCGGAUAUAUCUGUUAUCGUUGAUCCUGAAACCAUUAUCCUUUCUGGAUUCACCUCCACCUUAAACCAUGUGUAUCAACUUGACCGUGAUUGGCUUCUUGUUGCUUCGGCUCAAAAUGUUUCUUCCUUCCCGUUCCAUUUGGAUGAAUCCGGGAAACAUUGGCAGACAGAUAAUGGGAAACGGAUGAAGAUCCAGGAGCUGCAGAAAAUACUUCAAAAGAAUUGGCAGGGGAAACGUUGUUAUACAAGAAUGCUUAUGGUGUGGAACAGCAAGGAUGUGCCUCUACAUGAUGGAGUGCUUCCACCUUUCUUGUAUGGUAAAGGUAUACACAACAAUUGGGUGAUUCAUGAGGCCCUGUCAUCUGAGUUCAGAUUUAUCUUUGAUGCUAGUUUGACCAUCACAAGUUUCUAUCUGAAUAAAGAGGAUGAUUUUAGUCCUAUACAUGGGAAUUCUAGUGCUGUGGAUAUUGAAAAUGGAAAUUGGGAGUACACUGGUAAUUCCUAUAUAGGGGCAAACUAUGGCUCAUUCUUCUACAGUGAAGCUAACUCUAGCCUGGUCAAACUUUUGAAGUGCAAUAAACAAUACAUUAUGGUUGACACCAAGAAAAACAUUGUUUAUUCACUUAGACACAAGGGUGCAAUAAACCUGAUGAAGGAAAGUUUCUUUCCAUUUUGGCUAAAGGAAAAUACAAUUUAUUGCAUUGAUCGUCUGAAACCACAGACCAUAUCAUUAGAUUGUUCUGUGAAGGAUGAGAGAAAAAUUCCAACAACUCUGGAGCUUCCAUUCUCCUUAGAAUCACUCCUGUCUAUCACUGCAGACAAAACUAAAACAGUUAUACUAACCGUUGCUGGAUAUAGCUACAAGGAUAUGCUCAUGAGUUGGGUUUGCAGAUUACGAGAACUUUCUGUUGAAAAUUUUGUUGUGUGUGCCCUUGAUCAGGAAACUUAUCGAUUCUCCAUCUUGCAGGGAAUUCCAGUUUUCACAGAUCCCAUAGCUCCAAGUAACAUCAGUUUUGAUGACUGCCACUUUGGCACCAAGUGCUUCCAAAGGGUGACAAAGGUGAAGUCAAGAAUUGUUCUGAAGAUUCUCAAGCUAGGCUACAAUGUACUUCUCAGUGAUGUUGAUGUAUACUGGUUCAAAAACCCAGUUCCCUUGCUUCAGUCUUUUGGCCCCGCUGUUCUUGCUGCACAGUCUGAUGAAUACAAAAAACAAGGACCAAUAAACCUACCUAGACGCUUAAACUCUGGCUUCUAUUAUGCUCAUUCCGACAAUCAGACAAUAGCUGCUAUAGAGAAAGUCGUAAGACAUGCAGAAACUUCAGGCCUAUCAGAGCAGCCAAGCUUCUACGACACGUUAUGCGGUGAAGGAGGAUCCAACCGCGUUGGUGACAACCAAUGUGUGGAACCUGAAACUAACCUGACGGUACAUUUCUUAGACAGAGACCUUUUCCCAAACGGUGCUUACCAAGAACUAUGGCGGGAAAAAAACGUGAAAGCAGCAUGUUUGAAGAAGGGUAGCUACAUCGUCCAUAACAACUGGAUCAGUGGAAGGCUCAAGAAACUCGAGCGCCAAGUCUUGUCUGGUUUAUGGGAGUAUGAUCCUGGCACAAGAAUGUGUCUUUGGGGCUGGCAUGGCACGGUAUCAAACAGUGAAGUUAAUUUUGAGGAAAGGGUUGAUUCCUUCUUAUCCAGUCUAUGA